This is a messenger RNA of Linum trigynum, 1877 nucleotides long. Lineage: Eukaryota; Viridiplantae; Streptophyta; Magnoliopsida; Malpighiales; Linaceae. The record is from the annotation of a GenBank genome assembly.
GGGUCGGGUAAAAGCUAGUAUUAAUGGAGGAUUCAAAAUUCCUAUUUAACCUCAUUCCCUUCCCAUUCCCCCCUCGAAAGUUUGGACUGCCCGCCUACAAACAAAACCCUACAAUCGGCGAUCUGUGCAUUUCCUCCUCCGACCAAUUUUCCAUCGCUCGCCCUUCCAGAGAUUGCAGCAGCGCCGGAGGUGAUCUAUUGACCAAUAGUCUCUCGCCAGUCGCCGGUGGAACUAUCAUCCGAAACAGGUGGACUCCUGUUUUCUAGAUUCCGUUCUUGAUCGAUUUUUAGUUUCCAAUCCCUUUUGAUUUCCUGUUUUAGGUUGAAUUGAAUGGUUGCGUCGAUUAGAAAGCCAUGAACAUUAGCAGCAGUAGCUGCGAUUUGGGGAAAACUGUAAAAAAGUGCUGUGAAGAAGAUAGUACUAUAAACACCACUGACAGGUUAACCCAUCUUCCAGAAUUCAUUAUUCAUCAUAUCAUUUCGUUUCUCGACACAAAAUCCGCGGUCCAGACCUCCGUGUUGUCUCGAGCAUGGAGGUCUACUUGGAAACAUAUCUCUGUUCUCGAUUUCGAAAGUUAUUCAUUCAAAAGUUAUUCGAGCUUCGGUGGGUUUGUGGAGAAUGUUCUGUCACUUCGCUGCCCCUCUAACGUCGUCAAGGUGACAUACUAUGACAACAAUGAGGACGAGGAGGUGGAGGAGGAGGAAGGAGAAGGUAGUUUGUGUGGCAAGAUCAUCAAAUAUGCAUUAUCUCGCGAUACUCAACAUUUGGUGAUUAGCCUUCACUAUAUUAUGGACGUCGAAGACAGUUACAGAUUCUGUGAUUUGUUUGGCACAAUCUUGGACUCCAAGCUCAAAACUCUAGACCUCUGCUCGGUCCAAAUCGAUAGUGGAUUUGGAUGCUCUGGUUUCAGAUUGCUGACAGCAUUAGAGGUGGGACAUUGUGUAUUGGCUUCUGAUCAAGAUGGGGACUUUGAUCCUUUCUCUGGCUUUCCAUGUCUGCAGGAUUUGGUCCUGAGUCAUUGCGACCAUGAUGGUCGUGGCGGUCUCGAGCCUGGAAGGCUCAAGGUAUCUGGGGGGCAAUUGCUUAACCUGAUGUUGGAAGAAGUUUGGGCUUAUAAGAUGGAAAUAUUUGCACCAAGACUCAAGUUCUUCAGCCUUCAGCAUGACUUGAACUUGCUGAAAUUCUCCAAGUUAACCUUUCCUUCCCUCGACCAUGCUGUUAUUCGGAUCAAUGACAGCUUCGGAUUCCUGGAGGGUAACAAGGAAUGUGUGACACAAAGUUUUAUCUGUUUGUUCCAAGGUCUGAGUAACAUAAGUUCUCUCAAGCUGGACCCUUUCACCAUUGAGCUACUAAGCAAUACUUGGGAGCUUCUGGAGCAAGAGCGUCCCCCCUUUACGAGAUUGAAGUCCUUGAUUGUGCGAGCUGACAAUAUACCUUACCUACUGAGCAAUUACUUGCUUAAGGGGUCAUCUAGUAUAAAACCAAUAUUGUGUUUGAAUAACGUAUUGGUUGGUCAUCUUACCAUAGUUUCUGAUUGGGGUGGGCAAUAUUAGGGUAAAAUACCUCGGGUAGCACUUAAGUUUGAGAAUUGGGGUAGACAUACCACUUAAGCUUGAAUAGGGCGUCGGGUACCACUGAACUCUAUUAUAUGUGCACCCUGUACCACUUAAGUUUACUGUUAUGUGCAUUGUGUUAAAGUUGACAGAAUAUUCUUAGAAUAUUCCGUUUUCUAAAUUUCAUUAUUUGUCCUUCUACUUUUCUUAUUGUAAAAAACCAUUUGGACUUAUGGAAAACAUAAUUUUUUAUUGUUUAAUUAGAAUCCUCUUUUGAAUACUUGAUAGCAAAUCAAUAAUUCAAUAUAAAAUUUAGAAUCAAUU